AAUAACUUGUAAGUAAAUUCUUUGCGACGCUCGAGAUAGGUGUGAGCCUAAGGUGUACAGACUGAAUGACGUAUAACACUUUAUACGUCAGUACAUAUUUGAUAAAUAUUCGUAAGUCAACGCUGGACAAGUUUCUUUACAGAGAUAUACAAGUGAUAUUUUAAACCUAUAUACAACACGGUGAUAAAAUCUAAAAAUGCCGCAAGGAAAGCUUAAAGUUAAAACAAAAUUGCCAGUCUCCGCAAAAAAGGCAAAGGCUAAUAAACCCAAGAAGAAAGGCGCUGCUGUUCAAAGACGUGGAAAUGCUCCUGUGCAGCCCAAGAAGACAAAGUUUCAGGAAACCCAGAAAUUGAAGAAGAUGAUUACGAAAACGGUAAACACCGUUGUGGAGGAUGAACUGCGCGAGAGAGCUCUAGAGGGAAGGAAGACUCUCACGAAGAAAGACUCGGCUAGUUCACAAAAGAAAUGAUAUAUUAAGUAACUGCUCUUGCGCUUGCGCAAGUGGCUAAUGUAUUGUAAAUAUUAACUAAACGGUAUUAAUGUUUGUUCGUUAAAUAAGAAAAGGGAUGAAAAA
Messenger RNA from Ooceraea biroi (clonal raider ant), 574 nucleotides. RefSeq lists its product as uncharacterized. The record is from RefSeq and is a predicted model, not a curated record. Lineage: Eukaryota; Metazoa; Arthropoda; Insecta; Hymenoptera; Formicidae.